Molecule: messenger RNA, 798 nt
Organism: Mauremys mutica (yellowpond turtle)
Lineage: Eukaryota; Metazoa; Chordata; Testudines; Geoemydidae
Product: RING finger protein 112-like
Exons: 4
Coding region: 1-798 (265 amino acids)
Source: RefSeq, a predicted model, not a curated record
AUGGAUGAGGAUUUCCGGCAGUACCUGUGUGACUACAUCACCAGUGUGAUGCGCUCAGCAGGGACACACGUCUGGACGGACCAAGCCGGUCGGGCGAUGACGGGGGCUCGGGUGGCUGCCAGGAUCCAGGACAUCGCCCGAGACUUGAAGACCAAACUCUACGACUUCUCCGCACCUAUGAAGAUGGCCGAGGUGUUUGCAGCAAUGAGACAGGAGUUAAACAGCAGAGCAGUUGAGGCUGCCAAGAGAAAAUAUGAAGAAUUUGUGCAGGAGCAGGAUCGUCACCACCACAGCAUGAUCCCCUGCUUGAGGGUGAAACCCCAGGAGAUGGAGCGACGCCUGGAGGGGAAACGCUGGGAGCUGCUGAGGUGCUGCCGGGGGGAGCUGCGGUGCAACGACUCCCAGAAACAGCCUGUCCUGGACGAGCUGGAGGAGGAGCUGGCCAGGCAGAGGGCCCAGUUCCUGCCGGCCUAUGAGCAGCGCUUUAAAAAGAAGGCCGUGCAGUUGGGCUUGUGCAUCGGGGCGGGCAGCCUGGCUGCGGUUGGCGCGGGUGUUGGGGCGGGUAUUGGAAUAGGUGUGGCUGGGGCAGUGGUAGCUGUGCCGAAAGGGGUGGCCAUCGGGGUCGGGGCGGGGGGCCUUAGCCUGAUCGGGGGAGGGUUGGGCAGCGGUGUGGGAGCCUUGUUAGGACGGACAGUGGCUCGGAAAAAGACAGACACCAACACCCCAGGGCAGGGGGAUGAGGAGGAGGCCAGGGCCAGGGGUUCGGAUCAAGAGCACCUGCUGUAUGGGGGUGUGUAG